This is a messenger RNA of Haliotis rubra (blacklip abalone), 3211 nucleotides long. Its product is annotated as BRCA1-associated RING domain protein 1-like. Bases 86 to 2710 code for a protein of 874 amino acids. The transcript is spliced from 11 exons. Gene Ontology annotation, molecular function: protein binding. Lineage: Eukaryota; Metazoa; Mollusca; Gastropoda; Lepetellida; Haliotidae. The record is from RefSeq and is a predicted model, not a curated record.
ACACUCCCCAGAUAGCAAUGUCCGUUGGGCCAAUGUUGGACCAACAUUGGCCAGCAUUGAGCCUACGUUGGCCAAUGUUGGCCCAAUGAACAUUGCUAUCAGGGUCACUAUCCAAGUGUGUUCUACAGCUAAGCAUGAUAAGCCAUGCUCAAUAUGUACAACAACUACUAGUGUUUGGAUCGACGGAAAUUACACAAAUUGUAUCAGUACAUCUGGUAACAUUUAUCAGUUGUCACCGAACAAAUGUCCAGUAAGCAAUGCUAUCGUCUAUAUCACCAGAGCCUCGAAUUCAGCUAGCUUGCUUUGGGAUCUAAUAUUGGGCAGGAUGACGUUCAUUAACAAACUCAGCAAGCCUGACCAUGUUGAUCCUAUGAGUCGCCUCAUAACUAAGAGCAAAAAACUGCAUCCUACCCUGUGUACUCUAGGUGCUUGCGAUCAUUUGUUUUGUCGCGAUUGUUGCACAUCCUUCCUGGGUGCAGUUUGUCCUGCCUGUCAGAUACCUGCCCAUGUGAAGGAUGCACAGGUGAACAGGCAGCUGUCCAACCUCGUCAGCCUCUGUAAGGAGCUGGGGCGGAUUCUCACCUGUAAUCAAGACAAGACCGGAAGUGGUACCAUUGCACAGGAUGCAGACCAGUCAAUUCAAGAUCUGCAAGAGAGCACUCCACAGUCUUGGCAGUUGAAGCUGUUGUCCAACACAACAGCCACAGUAUCUGUCAACAAGGUCAAGGUCACAGGUCGGGGGGAUCAGACUCUAAGUGAUGAAACAGGAUCUCAUGUCGGGAGGAGCCUGAGAAGAAAGAAACAGACGUCCAAACCAACCAGAUUGCGACAGUCCGUGGAAACAGAACAGAGGGAUGAUGACGGAACCAGAGAGACCAGGUCAGGUCGCAGCAGGUCAAGGAGAGGUCAAAGGAAGACACAAGAUGCACCUGUGGAAGAUGGGGAUAGUGGAGGGAAGACGAUGGAUGGAGGUGCUGAAGGGAAGGUGGAGAACUCCCGGAGUGUCUCCAGAAACAGACGUGGAGAUAGGAAUGAGUCUGAAAAGAAGCUGAGAGGCGUUCCACCUUCAGAGCAGACGACCUUGACCCAUUUGUAUGAUGAAGCUGUGGAUGAAAGUGGAGGCUCUACUCUUGCUGGAGAGACAGGGCGUGGCCGGAAAAGAGGACGGCCAAGGAAGGGUGUCCAUACACCGGUUAGAGAAGGCAGCAGAAGCAGCAGCAGACAGACAAAGGUUAAACCAGCAGAUCAGUCAACAAUGACUCAGUUCUAUGACUAUGAUGACGAAGAACUGCCACUUUUAGACAUGGAUGAUGAUACUGACAGUAAUGUUACAACCAACAGUAACCCAGGAAAAUCAGGUCCAGCCAGAAAAGCAUCCAAGGAAUCAAGAAAUGGACGUGGAAGACCUCAUAAACAGACCUCUAACCCAAGCUCACCAUCCAGUUUCGGAACGCCAGAGUCAGGAGAGACUGGUCAGUCUGCAGAUCAGAGGAAGAGGGGAAGGAAGUGUGUGAAGAGCAAGGAGAAGACCUCACCCGUGUUUCAGCAGAGUCCAAGGAAGAAAGGGAAGAGGGACCUGGAUUCUAGCUUAGUGGAGUCAAACACAGGACACUCCAGGCUCAAUGCUCGUGGGGAGACUCAACUACAUGUGGCAGCCAUUAAGGGUGAUGUGGACAGAGUGAUGACAUUGCUGGAAUCUGGUGCAGGUCCCAACGUCCGUGACAACGCAGGCUGGACUCCACUGCAUGAAUGUUGUAACCAUGGCCAUGCUGCCAUAGCUGAGAUGUUGUUGAACCACGGCGCCAUGAUCAACAUCCCAGGCAUGGACAACGACACCCCUUUACACGACGCUGUUGACAACUACAGACUGGAUGUGGUGAAGCUGCUGGUGUCCAGAGGAGCUUCCAUUACUACCAGAAACAUGAAGGGGCAGACCCCACUGGACUUGGCCCAAACUGAUGAGAUGAGGCAGGCCCUGAACACACCUGUGUCCGCUGGACCAAGCCAGACUGAUGUUCCUAUGACUCCGUGUGAACAGGAAUACUUGCCACUCUGCUUCCUGGGUACAGCGCUGUCGCGGGAUCAGGGCAGGACUCUUCACAAAUGUGCAUCUCUGCUCCAUGCUAAGGUCGUGGGUCGGUUUGUCCCCGAAGUGACCCAUGUGAUCACGUCAUGUAAUCGGCAAGGCCAGUGUCCCCGUACACUCAAGUUUCUGAAUGCUGUGCUUGGUGGCAAGUGGAUCCUGUCAGUAGAGUGGCUGGACCUGUGUCUAGAAUACAAGCAGAAGGUGUGUGAGGAGGCCUUUGAGGUCCCGGGGCCCAGCACUAAGCCCGACUCCCACGCCGCAACCAAGGGCAGGCUGAACAGGAGGCAGCAGCUGCCUGGUUUAUUUGAUGGCUGCCAGUUCUACUUCUAUGGAAGUUUCCACGAGCCCACUCCUCACAAGGAGGACCUCCAGACCCUGGUCAAGAGUGCUGGCGGGAAGAUCAUCUCACGAGAACCCAAGCUGCAGAAUAUCGAUGACUACGACCAAACUGUUCCCUACCACGCUGAGUCCACCAGUGCCCUGAAGGACUGCAGUGUGUUUAUCAUUCAUGACAAGAGAGUGUCGUACCCUGCCAUCAACUUGUCUCGGAUGUGUGUGCUACCCGCCAACUGGAUAAUGGACUCCAUUGCUUCUUUCCGACUCUGUGAUCCAGCAGUCAUGUGAUCAACAUUGAGCGAGUUGAGUUUAACACUCUUUGAUUUCUGUUUGAUUGAUGCUCAUGCUGUUGAUCACUGGUUUAUCUGGUACAGACUCAAUUGUUUUCAGAGUGCUGCCAUACGGUUAAACGUACAAAACGUGUAUCAUCAGCUACAUAUUAUGAACAAAGUAUGCAUUUAUGCACCAUUUUAACUGUGCCCUGUGAUCUACAAGAUCAGUACGCAGUUACAAGUACAGUGGAAUCUGUCUAUUACGGACUGGCUUGGGACCGACACAUUUGUUCGGAUUGUAAAGCGGUCCAGAUUAGACAACUACUGUCCAUUACCGUGUUGACUGCCACGAUGAGUUACCUUCCUUUGUUAAGGACAACCAACAACUUGAAUCGUUCUUUUUGGUUUUUUAUUUAUGCUCAAUAUAUUAUUUAUACUUUCAUUGGAAAAAGUCUGUUAACAUGAAUUGCUUCUGCCUCUGUAAAUUUCCAUGUAAUACAAUGUUUUCAGUCAUUAA